AUGGGCUUCGGCGACUUCACUUCGAUAUGCGAGAAGACUCCCAUCCCGCUAUGUCCUCUCAUAGGACCCAACUCGCCCAUUACGGGCUCGCACUUUGUCCAGUCCAACUGCUAUGCGCGCUCGAUCGAGGUUGCCAAUACCAUCAUCUUCCAAGGCGCGACCGGUUUCGCGCACAUCCUGUCCUUGAUCAUGUUGGUGAUUAUGAUCCUCCAUGUGCGAAGUAAAUUCACAGCGGUCGGGCGCAAGGAGAUCACGUCCUUUUUCUACAUAUACACCCUCCUCACGAUGUGCUCGCUCGUAAUCGACUGCGGUGUCGUCCCACCCGCCAGCGGCGCCUAUCCCUACUUCGUCGCGGUGCAGUGCGGCCUCGUCUCUGCAGUUUGCAUCUGCCUCAUGAUCAACGGCUUCGUCGGAUUCCAACUGUAUGAGGACGGAACAACGCUUUCAGUCUGGCUGGUGCGAAGCUGCAGUGUGGUCAUGUUCUUGAUCUCAUUCGCUGUGGCACUGUUGACCUUCAAGAACUGGGGUGGGCUGGGACCAGAGAAUACUAUUGGUUUGUUCGUGGUGGUGUACAUCUUCAGCGCCAUCUUCUUGUUUGUCUACGUGGUCAUGCAGGUCAUCCUCGUCUUGGGCACGCUGCAAGAGAGAUGGCCGCUCUGGCAUAUCACGUUCGGAGUCGCUGCGUUUGUGAUUGGACAAGUGCUACUCUAUGCUUUUAGCGAGACCAUCUGCGACAACGUUCAGCACUACUUGGACGGCCUAUUCUUUGCAACGCUACUGAAUCUGCUGGCUGUGAUGAUGGUGUACAAGUACUGGGAUUCCAUCACCAAAGAAGAUCUGGAGUUCUCUGUUGGCCAAAAACAGAACAACUGGGAAGUGAAGGACCAAAACCCUUACGAGGACAUCGACAAGCGAGGGACAUACUACCAGGAGAGCGACCAUGGCAGCACUGCACAUUUCGUCCAGCCAGGCCACAGGAACUCUGGAUACGGUUACUGA
Messenger RNA from Zasmidium cellare ATCC 36951, 999 nucleotides. RefSeq lists its product as uncharacterized. The record is from RefSeq and is a predicted model, not a curated record. The transcript has 3 exons. NCBI's taxonomy places the organism in Eukaryota, Fungi, Ascomycota, Dothideomycetes, Mycosphaerellales, Mycosphaerellaceae. Gene Ontology annotation, cellular component: endoplasmic reticulum membrane. Bases 1 to 999 code for a protein of 332 amino acids. Gene Ontology annotation, biological process: protein folding.